This is a messenger RNA of Anthostomella pinea, 1119 nucleotides long. The record is from the annotation of a GenBank genome assembly. NCBI's taxonomy places the organism in Eukaryota, Fungi, Ascomycota, Sordariomycetes, Xylariales, Xylariaceae.
AUGCACGUGGUGACAGCAGCCAAGAACCUGAAGGAGUACCACAUACUGACUCAAAGAGUCGUCAUGGAGCCUCAACUGGAACGCUUCGUUUCACCCCGCGCCUAUUUGGACCGACUGAUUCGUGGUGCCAAGAGUCUACAAGAAGAGGCAAGGUUGGCAAAGCUGGGAAGAUGGGUACAAGAAAGGUCAAGUCUGGCAGGAUGGCCUAUACCAAGGAAAACCAAUCCUACACGACGUGACCUUGCAUCUGGCCUAUGCGCCCGGGCCCAGCCCAUGCAGAAGGCUUUGCGGUUCCUAAUAGCCAACUAUCCUGGUCUCAAUCUCCUUACAGAUGAGAGCUACCUACGGAUUUUCAUCCAGUAUCCCAAUACUGGACUCGCCAAUGUGCUCCUGGACUCCGGGAUCAAGUAUUCGCAGAACUUGGAUCAUACUAACGAGUCCUACCUCUUUGACCUGGCCUCCUGUGUAACGCCAUAUACCAGGCCGACUCGGGUUCUCGCACAGCGCCUCAUCGAUCUCCGCGCCAACGUCAACUACAUGACCCCCGUGUCAAAAGCCGUUGCAAACGGGAACACCAAGCUAGUCCGCACAUUUGUCUACAACGGCGCAAAGAUCCCACUCGCAAAGCGCCCGCUUCCAAAAGACCCCCUCGCCAUACGCCAGGAGAAGGUCAAACCCGGAUGCGUCAUGCUGGAUCUUGUCCUUAAGCACGUCGUCCCCAGUACGGUCCACCCGGACAACCGCCUAUUGUACCUGACGCUCGCCAUGGCCAACAGCAUCCGGCCGGCGCUGAUCAAGCUGCUCAUCGAGAGACUCGACAUUGACGUCAACCAGCGAGACGUUUGGGAGACACGGUCUCCACUUGCACGUCUGCUUUACCAGUCGUAUUUCUUGGGCACUAAUCGUAAACACUGGAGUCCGGAUGUGGCGCGGAACAUCAUAGACCUGCUGAAGGUUCUUGUUGAAGCCGGCGCUGAUCUCACGGCCGAGGUCGAGCCGAAGGUCACGGCUUUGGAUCGGCUGGAGGCUGUCUGCGAUUUAGUCGGUGGGGAGUUCAAGAGGAGGAUCACUUGGCUUGCUGAGGGGUGGGUGUCUACCAUCAAGAUCUCGGAUUGUUAG